This is a messenger RNA of Phytophthora infestans T30-4, 2877 nucleotides long. RefSeq lists its product as uncharacterized. NCBI's taxonomy places the organism in Eukaryota, Oomycota, Peronosporomycetes, Peronosporales, Peronosporaceae. The coding region runs from base 1 to 2877 and encodes 958 amino acids. The transcript is spliced from 3 exons. The record is from RefSeq and is a predicted model, not a curated record.
AUGGUUGAGGUGGCGCAGCGCUUAGCUGCUUGUACGGAUGCUCUCGCUGUCGCAACGGAGCUACGAACCAUUCUGUCGGAUCUAGCCACUACUCAUGACCGUAGAGCGGCAUUGAACGAGGUGGUGGCAUUUCUAGCGGCAUCAGAGGAGCACUGGACCGUCGCGACGAAGUCGCUAUUUGCGGACUUAAGCGGGGACUUAUCGGCGCGAGAAGUGCAAUUGGAGCUGCUGGACGCGCUGCUUGUCUGGGCGACACAGGAAUCGACGGGGGGGAACCACAAAGUCUUAACGAUAUUGUUCCAGUGUUUCCAACUUGCAGUGACGGGUCUGGGCGACGCUGGAGGUGGGAAAAGAUGGCUCAAGUGGGGGGACGAGGUGCUAACUGCGGUGCACCAGAACGCAGCGCUAAUAGAGCAGCAGAACUACUUGAUGAACGUUGCAGCUUUGCUCCUGCAACUACGCAAUAAAUUGGAAGCAGACGACGAUGCCACGCCCGACUUGAAGACUGUGACGUUCGUGUGGAAGUUGGCGACAAUUUUUGGUCCAAUUCUGGCGAGUUCUAGUCCUGGUCCAGAAUUCGGUGAGACGGCUGAAGGCAGCGACGAUGGAAAAUACACAAUGAAGUUUGAUGUAGAUGAGCUCAUGGCUGCGGCUGCGCUGUCUGUCGAGCGGAGUGCUGGGCGGCUACUGCGCGUCUUGGAUACUACCGAGAUUCCGGAUCUUGGUGUGCUCAAGUUUCUGAAGCUGCACUGGCGGGCAUUUCAGCGCUUAAUAACGGCGUUCGCUGACAGUUUAGAGUGCGAGCUGGAGAGUAGCGUCUUAGUCAUGGUAAAUGUGACGGCGAGUCUGCUUUACGCUCUGCGACACAGUUUACUCCCGAAGACGUCGAAACCAGAGCAAGAGCUGCGAGACAUGCUUGAGCAAGGACUGGAAUUGACCGAGAAACUGGCGGGUGGUGGCGUAAAUGACCUAGCAAAGCAGAGUAUCUGUACGUUAUUAUGGCACCCUGCCAGUGAAAUGGUACGCGCAGUGAAGCAGCGUCAACCGGCUGAGAUCACAAACGUCGACGUUGAGAAAUCGAUCCAAUGGGGACAUUUACUCGUACUUACAGCGUUUGCAGGCUUCGGUGGGGGUUCGUCAUCGAGUGCGGAGGUACCGUACGAUGACUCCGUCAGAGCAGUGGAAGUCUCGCAGUUGUUUGCUCGUUAUCGGGAAUGUGCACUGAGUGACGCGGUCUCUCGCUCUCUAGAAGCGACGAAACUGUUCACGGAUUUGAUGCUAGAAUUCUUUCUUGGCUUUGAUAGCGUUGUGGAACUGCAGCUAGUACUGCUAAAGCAAACGCUGUAUCCGGACUGGACGCAGCGUACACUGUGUUGGGAGAUCUGGAGGGAAUUGCUGUGCUUCAGUUGGGACGAAACACUCGCAGGGCAGACGCUUCAACUGCUUCUCGAUAUCACGCAGUGGGACGACGACUCGGGUGCAUCCUUCGUGCUUGCAAGUGGCGUGGGGGACGAAAUCCUGCAGUUGAUCGCGUUCGUCUACGCUGAUCUUCCUGUAUUGCUCAAGGACGUGUGCAUGGACCAAGUGACAGCAAUUAUCGACGUGAUCAGUAGCGAAGGUCCAGGCCACCAGUUCAAUCUGCGCGUGGCGUCGCAGCUGCAUUUGCUCGAGAAGUUAGUAGCCGUCCAGUUCCUGAAAUUGUACGACGGGCCGAUGAAAGAUGAGUGGAUCGCAAAGUAUCUUCCCAUGUGCUUCGAAUGCUGUGGCACCGUUCUUGAGCUUUUAUCAGCCGAAGGAAAAACUCCAUUAGCCAAGCAUGAAGACAUUCUCGGAAUGAUGCGUGUGCUGGACAUGUGUCUGAUGGUGUUGAGAGGAGUGUUCGAUGACAACGAGCCCAAGCAAGAUGAUAUUGCGGAGUUGUCGGUCAUUUUAGUUCGCAUGUCUACCGAGGCCUUAACACAGCUAGCGAUGCACAUGAAACACACAGGAAGCUCUCAAUCUGACGUACUACCAGGUAGUAAACGUACAAGUCGAAGCGAAAGACUGGAGAAAACGGGGUCUAGCUGUUUUGGACGGGCGAUUGAGACGUCGUUGUAUCUACUUUCGAAGCUUGGACCGGUGCUCAAGGCGAACAGAAGCAACCAGUGCGUGCAAGUGAUGAAGGAUCUACGUACGAUUACUGACAACACGCAGGUUGGUGACACGUUGAUCGUCACGGCACAGUUUAUUGGGGCUUCCUUGUUCGACGUGCAGGUUGCUAGCGGUGACAUUCCUAUCGUGACGCAGUUGCUGUUCAGUCUAUUCCAGAAACUCUUCGCUGCUGCUCCUCGCACUGGUGGCCGUCAGUUAGCGCCGUUGGCGUUGCUACUUUCAGUGGGUCUAGAUGCCUUGUACGAGCUGCUUGCGCACUCAAACAUUGUGGAGCAGUCAGGUGCAGCAUUAAGUACGCUUCUGGCUGGAGAUCUCAAGCAGUCGUUCGUACAAAGCGUGUCGAUGCGGAAACUUAGUCCUGACGAUGUUGCCAAGGCGUUGGAGACGGCCCAAUCCAGUACACUUCAGUCUCUCAAGAGGAAUCAGAGCUCCGGUUACCGUGUCUUUAGGGGUCGAUUCCCUGAUGAGUCUUCUGAAUUGUAUGCUGAUCCUGAGCAGAGCAGCCACGACUUCUCCAACAAACGAUCAGCAGAAGACUCGUCUGGAUCACUGCCGCAGAAGCGUCACAAGCUCGACCAUUUUGUGUCUUUGUGUCGAGAAAUCGAGUCCUCGUUAGCGUCCAUUGAGAGCGACGAGGCUGCUGCGAACAUAUUAUCGGGCAAGGAGCUAGAAGACGCCACCGCUGUGCUGCACAAACUGCUCACGAAAACGAUAACGUUGUGCUGA